AUGAUGACCACGGAUCUCCCUCCAUAUUUCUCGCCCAGGCGCAAACGAGAACCUUCGGAAUCCGAAUAUUAUAGUCCCUCAACAUCUCCAACAUCGACUGUCUCUCUUGCAAGUCUUCAAGAAGUGAGAUUUCAGGAAGACGAGACAGGGCGCCACAGCCCUCGUGCCGCAGUUGCGGGCAGCUUCAAGCAACUCGCAAUUCGGGGGCUGACAGACUUGGGUCGACCAAAUGGCAAUCAUACCAUGCAAGAACCAUCAACCGUACCGAUACAAGAGACUCCCCUCGCGAGAGACUUCAGAACAGCGUCCGAGGCCUGGCCAAACCACAGCAACCUGCCGAACGAAGAUCCUAGCUACCGAUCAGCCUCCGUACCUCUGACUCAAGACACACGACAUGACAUUCCUAAUGAACUACCUCUUACACCUUCCAAAAAGACAUCUGCACGCCCCCGAAAAUCACCACAGCGCAGCUCUCCGUCGAAACGAAAGCAAAGACUUUCGCCACCCCUAGGAGAUGCCUCACAAGAAGACCCAUUUACCUGGCAUGAUCAUGAGAUAACAGGUCAUGAUCCCACGGAUCCAACAGACGAUGGCUACGGAAUCAAUGGAGUAGGCUUCAAGCCUACUGCAGCCAUGGCAUGGGCACGGUCACAAAAACGACAGAAACAAGUCGCCGAAUGGAAGAAUCGCGAGGCACGCGAAGCUCGUGAGAAGCGAAGAGAGCGAAGGAAUGAAAAGGAUCCUCUUGGAAUGAUCCACGGCAUUCAACAUGGGUCUAUCCAGAAGAGAGUUAGGUUUGACAUGUAG
Penicillium malachiteum is the source of this 807-nucleotide messenger RNA. RefSeq lists its product as uncharacterized. NCBI's taxonomy places the organism in Eukaryota, Fungi, Ascomycota, Eurotiomycetes, Eurotiales, Aspergillaceae. The transcript has a single exon. Bases 1 to 807 code for a protein of 268 amino acids. The record is from RefSeq and is a predicted model, not a curated record.